Molecule: messenger RNA, 3111 nt
Organism: Pseudophryne corroboree (corroboree frog)
Lineage: Eukaryota; Metazoa; Chordata; Amphibia; Anura; Myobatrachidae
Gene: TM7SF3
Product: transmembrane 7 superfamily member 3
Exons: 12
Coding region: 155-1831 (558 amino acids)
Biological process (GO): negative regulation of programmed cell death
Cellular component (GO): plasma membrane
Source: RefSeq, a predicted model, not a curated record
GUGAGGUCUCGCUGCAGCCGGAAGCGGCGUGUGCGUCGUGUUAUGUGUCCGCCCAGUGGUGCUGGGGCCGGAAGAGUAGCGGGGCUGGGGCGGGUUCCUGGCCGAUGUGCCCUGGGCAUGUGAGGCUGAGCACGGCCAGCAGCGAGGCGGCAGGAUGCGGGGUUGUUGGGCUCUGAUCCCCCUGAUCCUAGGAGCCGGCUCUGCCGCGGGACUUCUGGAAGUCUCCAUGGGGAGGUUUGUGGACGUGAAACUGGAUCGCUCCUCACCCACCGAAUUCAUUCUGCAGAACAUUCCCGCGAAUGUCUCCCUCAUCCUGUUCCAAGCCCACAGCCAGUACCUGAAUGUGACGCUCUCCUUCAGCAAGGUGCAGACUACCAAUGGCUCGGAGACUGGCAAUGACGCUGGUCUCCUGACUGUCCUCCUUCCCAAGCAGACAAACUGCACUUGGUACCUGGAAACGUCACACCCGGGUCCGCAGCUGGCGUCUGUGGUCACCGUCCCGUACACGGAGAGGGAUCCCAUUCCUGGCGCGUGUAACCUGGAGUUUAAUCUGGACAUUGACCCGAACCUGUAUCUCCAGUACAACUUGUACGAAACGGUCAUUAAGUUUGCUCCGGCCAAUUUGGGCCAUGCAAGAGAGGCCAGUGCUGCGGCUUGUGAUGUGCAGGUCAGCCAGGACUCUAGGUGGCGCCUGCAGUACGACAUCUAUCAGUACUUCCUGCCGGAGAACAAUCUCAAUGACUCCGUGUUGAUGACUCACCUGCAGAAGAUGUCAAUGGUCCCGCAGGUCAUCACUAAUGGAGUGAAGCUGGCCACUCUGAUCUCCAGUGACCGCACCUCCAUGUCCUUCUCUUCCAUUCCUGGACAAGGGGUCAUUUAUAACGUGGUUGUCCGGGAUCCUCUUCUGAGCACGUCGGCGGCCUAUGUUCCGGUGCACACCUACGCCUGCAACUUCACAGCGUCCAUGGACAGUUGCGCUACGCUCGGCAGAGUAUCGACCAAAGUAUUCUUCACGCUGUGCGCAGUCUACGGUCUCUUUAUUUGCUUUUUUGGACACCGGUUUUUAAAGGCGGAAUUCUUUGCCAUGGGGUAUAUUAUCUUUGGCUUUCUCAUAUUCGUUCUCCUCACAAGAGCAUCACACCUUAAUUACGACGCGCGUCUCGCACUGACCGCCUUCACUGGAAUCAUCGGGGGGCUGCUACUGGUGGCUUACUGGUGGCGAUUCGGCUGCAUCUACCUCUGUGUGCUGCUUGUGGGGCUGGUGCUAGGAUUCCUGGUUGCGUCCACCAUAUUUUUCACCCCCAUAGGGGACUAUGCUACAUUCCGGAAUGACACCGUCUUUUGGUUGACGUUCACCUGUAUUACCCUGCUGGUGCCAGUCUGUCUUCUCCCCUGCCCAAAGAUACUGAAUAUUCUGACCUGCAGUCUAGUCGGCUCCUAUACGGUGGUGCUGGCAAUAGACAGUUACUUAUACACAAGUCUCAGCUACAUUACCUUAAAUGUCCUCAAGAGGGCGCUGAACAGCGAUUUCAGUACAGCCUACACCAGCGUGCCGUUCCAGACUAACGAUUUCGUCAUCAUCGCAAUAUGGGUGGCCCUGGUGUUUAGCGGUGUGACAACCCAGCUGUACCGCGAGAGGGGGAGACCCCCAUUCCCGCCAACCCCCUACUUGAUAUGGAAACGAGACAAAGAGCGACGGAUAACGAACAUUCUGGACCCGAGCUACCACACGCCACCGCUGCGAGAUCGUCUGCUGGCCAGCCUGGCUCGCUUCAGGGAUCUAUUCCGCAAGGAGCAGCCUCUGGGGGAGAGGACCCCUCUGCUACUAUAAUAAAAUGUACUGGUGCAGCCAAAACGAACCUAUCAGGACUGUAUUGGGUGAGGACAGCUCCUGUAUUAUCUCCGAUACCGGCUGGAAAUGUGCGGAAGGAUGUAGAGGUUCUGUAUCAACGUUCUACGUUCUGUCUGCUGCGGUGCGGUGACAUAUACGCAGGUUUAUGGAGCCAGGGACUAGUCCGAAUAAGCCUUUCAGUGUCACGUUAUGGCAGCAGAGGAAGGCACACAGACCACUACACCAGGGGCAGGCGGGCUGGGGCUUCCCAACAAUGGCCAACUACAAGCCUGCUCUGGUGUAACUUCUACAGCUCUGGGGGGAAGCGGGAUGGUUAGUAGGGUGAUAUACUAAUGAUGUAACCACAAAAGUAUUUCCGCCGAUCUUCCUCCCCCACACCCCCAGGACUCUUAAAUCACUCCGUGAAAUACACUUGGACUAGACGCAGUCGUGGUUCUGUCACAAACUGUUGGAGUAUGCUCUGAGCGACUGACCUCUUCUAUAUUUACACCAGUGAGAGACCAGGUUAUCAUGGAUGUGACCUGGUAUCCCCGACAUGAAACGCUAUGGUGGUUUUUUGUCUUAACGUUUUGAGGUUCAGCCACCCCUAGAUAUUACAGCCGACCAAUGUUCUCUGCAGCGAUCCGUUAGGCGAUUCAGUACUGGAGAGGGGGCAGCGUGUCCAGUCUGUUGGGGGUGGUAUGGCUUGUCCUGCUGUUUCCAGGGAUCCCUCCUGUGCUUCACCCUGUUACACUGAUUGGUGCACCUGCCUCUCCCCACUGUCUAUACCACUAUCCUGGUAUCGCCUCUCAGGGGCCACAGAUCAGUGUUACGCUGCUGGGUGGGGGCCACAGAUCACUGUGUUGCGCUGCCUCUCCCCUCUCUCUGUACCACUAUCCUUGCACCGGCUCCCAGGGGCCACAGAUCAGCGUUACGCUGCUGGCUGGAGGCCACAGAUGGGUGUUGCGCUGCUCAGUGUAACUGCCGCUGCCUCUCCCCUCUCUCUGUACCACUAUCCUUACACAUUCUCUCAGGGGCCACAGAUCAGUGUUACGCUGCUGGCUGGGGGCCACAGAUCACUGUGUUGCGCUGCCUCUCCCCUCUCUCUGUACCACUAUCCUGACACCGGCUCCCAGGGGCCACACGUGUACAUCUGAGUAACCACUCUGCUUUUUGUUUUUCAUAUUCAGUAUUUUGUAAAAAGCAGAAUUGCGCACUGGGGAAAUUAUAUAUUUACUAAACUGCUUAUUUUCCAAAAGUAAAAUGUGACUUUGCAAAUA